Molecule: messenger RNA, 614 nt
Organism: Pimephales promelas (fathead minnow)
Lineage: Eukaryota; Metazoa; Chordata; Actinopteri; Cypriniformes; Leuciscidae
Source: RefSeq, a predicted model, not a curated record
CCUCCUGUCGCCCCGUUCGGCUGAGAUUAUAGACUCUCUUCGGCUACAGCGCAGUGUUUCUGUGAAGCAUGGAGUACGCUAAAACAUUACUUCCUUCAUCUUUAAUGAGGCCUGUGUCGUCGAUGGCGUGUCUUGCCCAGCGGAUGCUUCCUCCUCCCCAGGCCCGUCCGUACAGGGUGUGCUCGCAGAACCGGCGCAGGAGGACAGGCUUCACGAGCACCUCUCUCGGAGACCUCCGGCAGCAGGUGGCCAGUUCCUUCGUGAUGGCGUGUCAGAUGCUCACACUGGUGCUGGAGGAUGAUGGGACAGUGGUCGACUCCGAGGCUUUUUUCCAGUCUCUGCCGAAUAACACUCCAUUCAUGGUCCUGGAGAAAGGAGAAGUCUGGACUUCUAGCAAACGGGUACAGCAGUGGCACAUAUUAAUCAUUUUAAUGAACAAAAUCUGUUAUUGGUUAACUGUAAGUCCAUUGACAAAAAGUGUCAUUUUCACUGGAAACUAUUAUAAAAAUUGUUUUGGGAAGUAUUACAAAACAGUGCAAAAUCAGCCUUACUGUAUAUUCAACAAGACACAAAUUUUACACUAAAAUAUUAUAAUAUAUAUUUUUUCAUACAAA